This is a messenger RNA of Phyllostomus hastatus (greater spear-nosed bat), 9118 nucleotides long. It is a transcript of the gene SLC16A10, whose product is annotated as solute carrier family 16 member 10. The transcript has 6 exons. Gene Ontology annotation, molecular function: monocarboxylic acid transmembrane transporter activity. The record is from RefSeq and is a predicted model, not a curated record. Lineage: Eukaryota; Metazoa; Chordata; Mammalia; Chiroptera; Phyllostomidae. Bases 260 to 1807 code for a protein of 515 amino acids. Gene Ontology annotation, biological process: transmembrane transport.
UUUAAGACCGAGUGACUGGGUCGCGUAAGGCUGCGCGCCUGUAGACAGGGGCUUCAAGUCUUGGACCCUGGGGCUUCUCCACGCAGCCGCUAUUCUCCAGGCAGCCCCAGCGCCUUGCGGCGCCCUUUACCUGUGGCUCCACAGCUCUCGCUCCGGCCUUGCUAGCUCGCCCUCCGGGCUCCGGGCAGCUCCUCUGGAAGCCCGCAGGGAACUCUCGCGCCUCGCGCUCCCGCGGCGCCCAACGGGGUCCGCCGGGGCCAUGGUGCCCUCCCCUGCGAAGCCCGGCUCCGCGCAGGGGACGAGCGAGACAGAGUCGCUCGGCCCCGCGCCCAUGGGGGCUGCUCCGCUGACGGGCCUGGGACCCUCAGACGGUCCGGAGGCGGCCGCCGAGAAUGUAGAGGUAGAGUUGGCGGGGCCGGCGGGUGCCGAGCCCCCUCAGCCUCCCGAGGGCGGCUGGGGCUGGCUGGUGAUGCUGGCGGCCAUGUGGUGCAACGGGUCGGUGUUUGGCAUCCAGAACGCCUGCGGGGUGCUCUUCGUGUCCAUGCUGGAUACCUUCGGGUCCAAGGACGAUGACCAGUUGGUCUUCAAGACAGCUUGGGUAAGUUCUCUCUCCAUGGGGAUGAUUUUCUUCUGCUGCCCAAUAGUCAGUGUGGUCACGGACAUGUUUGGCUGUCGGAAAACGGCCGUUGUGGGCGCUGCCGUUGGAUUCACUGGGCUCCUGUCCAGUUCUUUCGUAAGUUCCAUCGAACCUCUGUACCUUACCUAUGGAAUCAUAUUUGCCUGUGGCUGCGCCUUUGCAUACCAGCCUUCAUUGGUCAUUUUGGGACACUAUUUCAAGAAGCGCCUUGGACUGGUGAAUGGCAUUGUCACUGCUGGCAGCAGUAUCUUCACAAUUCUGCUGCCUUUGCUUUUAAGGGUUCUGAUCAACAAUGUGGGCCUCUUUAAUACACUGAGGGUCCUCUGCAUCUUCAUGUUUGUUCUCUUUCUGGCUGGCUUUACUUACCGACCUCUUACUUCCAGUGUCAGAGAGAAAGAGAGUGGAAUCAAAGGAGGCAAAAGAUUCUCCCUCUUUUCCAGGAGAAAGUUCAGUCCUCCAAAAAAAAUUUUCAAUUUUGCCAUGUUCAAGGUGACAGCUUAUACAGUGUGGGCAGUUGGAAUACCACUUGCACUUUUUGGAUACUUUGUGCCUUAUGUUCACUUGAUGAAAUAUGUGAAUGAAAGGUUCCAAGAUCAAGACAACAAAGAGGUGCUUCUCAUGUGCAUUGGCAUCACGUCGGGGGUUGGACGGCUGUUCUUCGGCAGGAUUGCAGACUACGUGCCUGGCGCAAAGAAGGUGUAUCUACAGGUUCUCUCCUUCCUCUUCAUCGGCCUCAUGUCCAUGAUGAUUCCCCUGUGUAACGUCUUCGGGGCCCUCAUCGCUGUCUGCCUCAUCAUGGGCCUCUUCGACGGGUGCUUCAUUUCCAUCAUGGCCCCCAUUGCCUUCGAGUUGGUCGGCGCCCGGGACGUCUCCCAAGCGAUUGGAUUUCUGCUCGGAUUCAUGUCUGUGCCCAUGACUGUGGGCCCACCCAUUGCAGGGUUACUUCGGGACAAGCUGGGCUCCUAUGAGGUGUCAUUCUACCUUGCCGGGAUACCCCCCCUGAUUGGAGGAGCUGUCCUUUGUUUUAUCCCGUGGAUCCACAGUAAGAAGCAGAGAGAGAUCAGUAGAACCACUGGAGGGGAAAAGAUGGAGAAAAUGCUGGAGAACCAGAACUCUCUGCUGUCGAGUUCAUCUGGAAUCUUAAAAAAAGAAUCUGACUCUGUUAUUUAAUGCCUUACAUACCUCCACCAGACUGGGCUUGCUUUCAGAAGUUUAAGCAAGUUUUCCUUUUAUAUGAAUUGCAAAUUUCUUAUUUUUUUAAUCAUACCCUAAGAAUAGCACAAUAAUGGGAAAUAGAACCAUUAUUACUGUAAGAACCAUUUUCUGCCACUGAAUCGCUGUCUGAUAUUUCUGUGGGUCUGAGGGCAGAGACUCUGGUACAUGAAACCAUGUCUGGAAGUCAAAUAAUAUGAGAACUUGGAUCUGUUUCAGUAAAAAGCAGCUUUGGAAACUGAAUGUUAUUUAGCGUCUACAAAUAUUUAAAAAUACCUCAAGCUAUACUGAAAAGGUUGCAAUUUGGUUAGGCCUGGAAAUAUUGUUUGUUGUCUCACAUGCUGUUUUUAGUUCUGGUAUCUAUAUUUUAAUUUCUUCUCAUAUUUGGAAAGUUUUUUCAAAAUUUAAGCCUGGAUUCUAGGUAAUGUGAGACACACCUAAACCUCAAGUCUGUGUUCAAGUCACUUGCCUGUCGAACAGGCUGUGGGACGCAGCUCUGAUGCACUCUGGGGUCAGGACCCUCCUGGGGCAGACGCUGACAGUGUUUCUGUGAUCAGCAUGUGAGAUGGAAAGGACCCUGUGCGUACGGGCAGAGCAGCUCAAAAAUCAGGUAUUUCUUCCCUUUUCCCCUUGGGUUUGCAGUGUGUUUUACUCAAGUAGCCAGAAACACCCCAAAUUUCUGAAUUUGUUUAAAUUGUAACAAUAAAGUAAAAUAGAAUGAAUGAAAGACACUCUGGCAAUAUUAAUGUAGAAUUUUUUCUCACUUCUGAAUUUGUUAGCACUAGGACCUGAUAUUUAAACAAAAUCUUAUUGAGCAUGUUGUCAAGUUGCAGCGGCAGGCACACGGGAGAAAAUCUUUGUGUUUGUGAGUCUCUGUUUCUGACGACACAGUUGCUCACAUUGGUUUAUGAAAACAGUGGGUCUUGAAAGGUUGAAAGCAUUUGUAAGGAGAAACAACUGCUACAUUCCCAAGACUUUCUGGCAGAAAUUUGCAUUCAUGUGUAUUUUUCCUAGUGUGUUCCCCAUUAAUGUUCCCCAUACUUUUUCCUGUUUACACACAGAUAAUUGUAAAGAAGCUAUUAGAGUUUUAAGGACCCAAAAUUAAAACCCAAGUCAUGUCAUGACCCUAACUCAUCUACAAAAAAAAAAAUGGGACACGUUCCCAGUCCCUGGAAUUAUGUUUCAGUGCAUUUUUGUUCCUUAUUUAGAAACAAAAUAAUAUGCAAAUAUAUUUAAAUCCUAAAUGUAGAUAUAUAUUAGAUUUUCCUCAAAUGUAGCUUUUUCAUGUGGGAAGAAUGUUGCCCUUUUCUAAAGCACCUCCAGGAUCCACCUGUUUCUAAAUUCCCCAUAGGGAGGAAAACUCCAUUAUCUCCUCACUCCACUUUGCAGCUACUGUUGUUUCUGAAAGGCAGAGCAGUCCCACUUCCACUUGGCAUCUGGAGCUAAGGAGCGGUGCCUGGGAAGCAUAUGGGUUUGUAGUCGGUAGGGACCCAAGAGGCGGCACACCAGAGGCUGGAGGGAAGUGUGGCUAUUAUUUAAGUAGUUAGAAAACCCAGUAACUUUCCUUUCAGUAUCAACUUUCUUAUCUGCGAUCUUGAGAGUUCAAAGUAUAUAAACAUUGAAUUUGGAAUGAUUUUUAGUAGGAUUUUAAAUAAUUUUGUGAAAACACUCAGCAACUUACUACUUCCAAUAUUUUCAUGUUUCAUGUUUAGGGGACUUAGGUAAUUUGUUUUUCAGAAGUUUCUGUUGCAAACAAACAAAAACCCCACAAAUUUACAUUUGAUCACACUGCCCUCUUAUAUUCUUAUUUUAAACUUUUAGAAAAUGACUUAGAGGUGAUAUGAUACGUGAUUGGGUUUUUCAUUUACUCAUGCCUAGUUAUAAAAACAUCAUUUCCUCAUUAACAGUGCUUUCGAGAUAGGUAAGAACAUAUAACUAAGACCAAUCGUAAAAACUGCCUGAGACUCCUAGGACUCGCCCAUCUGCAACUUUAUAGAAAGAAUAACUCUAAAGUAGAAUAUUUACUCAGUAAGGACUUCCAAAGUACUUUCCUUUCCAAAUUUGGCUGAUUUUAGGGGGGAGAGGUAAUCUGAAACUCGAAGACUUGACCUUGCUUUGUUAGUUUUCAUAAUAAAAGAAAAGUCACUUAAGUUUUGAUCAUAAAAAUUAGAUCUCAGACUAUUACACAUACAAUAUCACAUAUAUGUAGUUUUUAGUCCAGUGGAAUGAGUCAGCUAGGAUCUAGAACACCAGAAAAGCUCUAUUAUGAUAGACUCUUAUGGAGAGUACUGUGCUGUAAUAAUAUAAAGUUAAAAAGAAAACGUAUAAAAAGUAAAAUGCUAAAUUCCAUAAAAUGCAUAUUUAGUAAUAUGUUGUUUGGUACAAAAAGCUCUCAAAGUCUAUGAAGUUCUAAAAGCUCUGCAAACUAAGAAAAUGAAAAAUACAAAUAUCCAUAAAGAUUAGUUUCAGACAGAAAUAUUAAUCUUUCCAUCAAAGUAAAUUAUUUCUAAUUCUGAACAGAGUUUUAGAUGGGGCUAAUUUUUUUUAAGUUAAAUUCAGACACUAUUUUGAGAGGAAAAUAACAGAGUCAGAACUCUGCUUUCCAGGUCAUCAUCCUAUUUCUGACAGCACUCCGUAAAUUCUCACAUUUACGAGUUUCUUGCAUUUGAGGUCAACGAUAACAUAAAAAGGGGAACAAUUAGUGUUCUUCUCUGCAGAGAUGCUGGAUCAGAUACACAGGUAGCCGAUGCCCAAGGAUGUUCCAGAAAAGGUUUGGUUAAAUUUUAUUGCAGUGGAUAUUGUUGGGAUCCAUCCAUUUCAGGCUAUUGAUACUUUAUUUAAAGUCUAUAAAUCGCUUUGAUAUAGUUGCAAUGCUUAGUCUAUAGCCCUACUACAGGACUUGUGAUUUUCACUGAAAAUUGCAUAGUGAUUGCAUUAAACUUUCAAUUCUGUUCAUUUGCAUUUCAUGAUCCGUACAUUAUCUGUUUGUGGGUGAUCCCAUGGGCUCUGCCCAAGUGUGGAGAAACCUUUAAUGCUAUUAGCUUCAACUUUUCACACAUUUAAAGUAAAUAUACAAUUGUAAUUAUAAACUAAACAUGUCUUCUCUCGUAUUAUCUUCAUCCUUAUCAUUCUUUUUCCCUUUACUUCCCCAUAUCCUUCAAAUAUCUGCUUUCAACUGAGAGUGCUAAUGGUAUACAUUGAAAUUUUUUAAAAUUAUGUGAUUAAAAUUUGGGGGGGUAUUAAGUUUCAUAUAAUUGGCCUCCUUUGUGCUAACAUAUAAAACUUUAUUGAAAUGUUUAAGGUUAGUGCUUUCAGAGAAAAGACUGUCAAGUUCUUAGCAUACAUAUUUUUGAAGGGCAUAAUUUUUUACUUUGAUUGUCCUAUUCCUUUAAAGUUUUGCUAAAUCUUAGUCCUGAGAGCACACCGUGGAGGGUGCCUUGGGCUGUGGGGGCCUCCUGGAUGCGGUCCCCGGGGAGCCUGCCUCUGGCUGGCUCACACUUGGUGGGUUUAGGGGCACAACACAAAGGGGAAGGGAUGAGCUAAUUAGCUCCAAUUUUUAAAUAUGUAAAUGACUUAAAUAAGUCUUUAAAACUUAUUUAAACCCUUUCAGAAAUUCCAGUAAACCCUUUCUGAAAACUUUAUUGUUGCUGCCAUAAACAUUAAGGAGCAAUUUCUGUAUUAGAUUAAAGAUUGUUGCUUUUUUCCAGUACGCAAAAGUGGGAGGAAAAGAACGUUAUUUCUUUUUACAUCUGUAGUAAUUUUAAUUGGAAAGACAAGUGGUGUCUUGGCUAACAGAAAAAUGCACCAUUCAUAUAGCUUAGUUAACUCUUUAAAAAACUCAAACCUUUUGCUUUGUCACUAAAACAAUGAUUUGCCAUUCACAACGGCGAUGUGGUGUGUGGAAUAAGAGCAUACCAUAGGAGGAGGGCUUGUCUCUUUACUGACAGUCAUUCAUUCUGCCCAUGUUACACUCACCGAUUAUUUUGUUGCUGAUGAUUUGGUAAAAGGAAAAUAAGACCAUCUAGAGUCGGAGAAUGGUUCGGGGGCCGGGAUCGAUCUCAAGGCGGACAGCAACAACAGGCAGCUCUGGGCUCACCAUUAUUUCAUAGCCACGGCCACGUUCAUCAUUUCAGUUGCUGGUGGAGGCUAAUGCUUUGGUUUAUAAACACACUGGAGAGUGAAAGGUUGCAGUGCUCAGGAAUAAAGGGCCAGAUGCCCAGAGCUAAAUGUGAGACCUGAAUACAGCUCAGAACCACAGCUGCUGAAGUGUCAUAAAUGUGGACUUAGCAGAUGGCUGGCUCCUUCUAAGACAGUGAAGACCCGUGGAGCAAUAUUGCCAUAUCUUCGAAUCACUCAAAGAAACCUUGAAAUCUGGGACAUAGUAGUUUACUUAGCUAGUUCUUUGUUAAAUUAAUCCAUUUUUUAAGUAGUGAACAUUAAUCAUUUUGACCCCCACACAUUCACAGAAAUCCCCCAUGGUAUUAGUUUCUUGACAGAUGUAAGACUACCUCAUUUUUUUUUAUGACACGGAAGAGUUUAAUUUUUUAUUAUGACAUUGGAAAGAUACUGGGAAUUAAGUAAAACCUUUUUGAGUACUUGACCAUGACACUCUCAAUUCUGGGAUGACGAGGCGAGGGGGUGCAAGGAGUUAAGGGGGUCAAAAUAGUAAAAUUUCUUAAGUGCUUUGUUCCGACAAACAGAUAUAAAAGGAACAGAAAAUGACCAUUAACUAAUGUGGCCUGUGGAUAAUCUAACAAAGGAAAGAUCUGUGUGUAAUACUGAACACUUACUAAAUGCUUUACCCACAGCUUUUCCAAUUAGACGGGCAGCCUGACGAUGAGGUUUUGUUCUCAUUCGUGUUUUCUUUGGCAGGAUGGGGGGUGAUCGAUGACAACAGAUUGUAUGCUUGUGCCUUAACUCAAUAACUUACAUGUUGAACUUCUAUAAAAGGCCCACUUUUCCUAGUGGUAAGGAUUUUUUGUCUCUGGAGUCUUUGAAAAUGCUGUUGUUGACUGUAUCUAUGGUGUGGAGGUUAACCCACAAGUUCCCAAGUGAAUUAAAGAUGUUUCCAGCCUCUCAAUAUUAGUUCUGUGGGAGGGGCAUUUUGGAGUUGAACGUCACUGAGCAUGUGAGUGAGAGGAACUAUCUAUAUAAAAUAACAUUAAGAAAUCAAAUUAGGUAUGUAAUACUAUUUUGAGGCCUCUAAUAUACAGAGCGCAGCAAAAGUAGGUUUGUAAUUGUUUGUAUAGGAACUAAUAUAAUAAUAAAUAAUAAUAGAAGCAUAAACUCUGUUUUGUGUACUCACAACUGUAAACUUACUUUUGCCCCACCCUGUAUGACUUUUAUUCUUUACCAGAUAGUAGUACUUUCCAGUAUCUGUCAGUUAUUGAAGGAGUGGAUUUUAAAAGUAUUUUACAUGUGUGUAAACACAAACCUGUUUUUCCUGUGGCCUGCCCUCCGUGCAGUCUUCCGUGGUGUGCUCUGGCUGGGGUGUGCUGCAGGAGUGGAAUGGGUGAGCGCACCGGUCACUGCUCAGCCUGCAUCGGUGCGUGAUUUCAGGGACUGGGGCUCCUUGGCGAGAGUGCUGUAUUCUGACCCCAGGCUAUGAGCUGGUGGUGGUCCUGGUGCCUUUUUCCCUCUACCAAAGAAAGAUUCAAUCACGAUUGGUGCUAAAUUUCAUGCUUCUUUCAAAAUUAUUUUUUCUCUUAAAGUAUGUAUAACACAACAGGAAGUGUGAGACCCAGCAGCGCUGCGUAUGUUGCAUGUUGUGUGUGCAUCUGAGGAAGACACCUGAUCUGUAAGGCAGUUCCUGAGUUCAGAUGUCUACUUGGGGGCGUGUGAUUUUUGUAAACACAUAAGGCUUGAAAGUGGGAAAUGUCAAAGAAAGUGAUCACCAAAUGAAAACAUACUGACGAACAUGGCCUCCAGACAUCUCUGGUCAGUGUUUCUAGCAUGGUGUGAGAUACUAAAAGCAUUCUGUAACUCUGAGGGUAUGUAAAAAAAAAAAUAUGUAUAUUUUACUAUAUAGUUAUAUAUUUACAAAAUAACUUUAAAUAGGUAUUUUAAGGUAUUUCUCAGGCUAAAAUCAGAGUUCUGGGAGUCAUCAGUCUUAAAACUUGGAUAAUGAGUUACAUUUUUAAAAGAAACUUCACACUGAAAGUAUCAUUGUUCAUCCUUCAGAUUUAACCCAGAGACUUAAAUGGUCAGGACUCUGAGUCGCUGUCAGCAGAUCCCAGACCUCUGGGUGAGCAGGGGGGUUGGUCCCGCAUCAUGGCUGUGGCCAUGUGGCCCUGUGGCACUCUCGUAACUGUCCACUCGAUUCCAGGUGGAUGCUGGCCCUAACGGACCUGCCUGCAGGGUUCAGAUGAAGUGGGGACCACAGGCUUUUAUUUAAUCCUGCUGUCUUUUAUAGACUUUGCCUUAACUCUGUUUUAUGAGGAUUUGAUAAAUAUAAAUUAGAAAAAUGAUGGUACACACUAUCAUUUUCCUAAUCAGGAAGACCAUACGUUCAGAAUCUAUUAGAGUUUACUGGAUUCUCUUAGUCGAGAGUGCCUUUCUGCUGUUAACAUGUGGAAGGGAGAAUGGGGGCUUCGUAAUCGGAAGUUACAGUAGAGUGAAAUUAAAUAGCCCUUUAAAAUUACUUCUGAUGUAACUGUUCAUAUACUGUGGUUUGAGAAAUGUAAGCUUGGGCAAGCACGAUGCUGGGUGAAUUUGCAUUCUGUCAGCUUGUUCUCCUGCCGGCUCGUUUACUUCAGCCUGGAAGUUACCGCUGCUGCAGACUGAGCCCUGCAGUACUGCUAAGGGAGAGCCCAGAUACCUUCAGUAUUUCCUAGUAUAAUAUGACCUUUCUCAUGCCAACCUGUUUAAAUAUUUAUCUGAAAAGUAAUUUUUAAAUUAUUUUGCAUAUUUUCAAACUCAGAGAAACAAGGUUUGUCUUAGACGUGAGAACCAAAUUGUUCCGAGGGCGUGCUGAGCCCACGGCGCAGCUCUGCCUCCCUCCCCGGGUACAGGGCGCCAUGCAGGCACAACAGCUGUUCCGAUGCGGAUCUCAGUGUGAAACGAUUGUGUUGGGUCUGAUCAGCAUGCAGUAUUUUAGUAUGUGCCUUUUAAAAAUGUUUCUUUUUAAAGAGUAUAAUUUAGAAUUGAUUUUUAUAAUGUAUAGUUUAAUAUAUAACCCACAUCUUUUGAAUGAAAAGAGCUUUGUAAUCAUUUUACUGUGGAACAAUGUGAUAUAUUCAGUAAAUACAAUAAAAAAAUCUAGCAAAUUUC